AUGGAUCCUCAACCGUGUUUUAUCUCAUUGAUUGACCACAAUAACAAACCGCUACUUAUCCAUGUGGUACAAAAUGAAACUUGCAAGAUAGAUGCAGUGCUAAAGUACAAUACAUUCUCUAACAUGGCGUUGGACUACUUUGAAAGCGAUCUAUACGAGUGGACCAGUGCCAACCAGAACAACAAAGACAUCAAAGACUUAUUCCAUCUGGAGGGCGUGACGGUUUACGGAAAGCUGGUGAGACAGACUCGUCUUAAAAUUGUCAUUGGCUUUUCCGUCCUCGUCAGUUGCAAUGAUGAAGAGAUAGCCCAGGUGUUCAACGAGGUUUCAAGACUGUUCAUAAAAUGCAAGGUUAAUCCAUUUGUGAAUAACGAGACAGAACUAAUGGAGCAGUUACAGGCAAGAUUCGAGGAGAAAUAUGCCGACAAUGUCAAAACUCAAAAACCUCAGUGA
This is a messenger RNA of Lachancea dasiensis, 453 nucleotides long. The record is from the annotation of a GenBank genome assembly. Lineage: Eukaryota; Fungi; Ascomycota; Saccharomycetes; Saccharomycetales; Saccharomycetaceae.